CUGAUUUAUAGAGUCCCUGUGCUUCCUUGUAUUUUGACCAGCUCAGAAUUUGUCUCUUCUCCUGCCCUUUUAUUCUGCACAUUUAAUAUAACAUUGAUAGAGUUGAUUUGCCGGGGAGAAAUGAUGCUCUUACAAGAUAGUCAUUGUCUCCUUCUCAAGAAAGAGUAACUAACCCAACUGUGUCCUCUGUAGGAACGUGGAAGUUAGCGCUAUCAUCUGCCAUUGCACCUUAGCUUACAAGCUAUCUAAGGUCUGCUUACAUUCUGCUGAAAUUUAUGCUUCUCAAUUGCUUUUAAGUUCUCAAACAUAUUCUUACAGUAUUUUUUUUAAAAAAGCAAUUACAUACUGAGUUCUUUCCCUAUAUAUGUCCCUCUCACUUUGAAAUAAAUGUUUUGUGGGCUUCCUGAAGAAGGAGAGAUGUUUAAAGUUUGAGUCAAGUAAUAUUUGCAACAAAGCUGUUAAUAAAAGCCUGCAUUAAUCUGAGGCUGGGCAGUCUUUGGUACCUAAAUUUGAAGUCUAGUGGGCCCCAAAAAGAAUUGAAACUAGAACUGGGUAUUAUGUCUGCCUCUCUGGUCCCCUGCCAAGUUUUGUGGGUUUUCUACUGCAUUUGUGUUUGAAAGUUUCAUAAACGAGAGGAAUUCAUGGGUUAUAUGAGCAGUAGAGUGCUGUCAAACGUGAGUGAACAAACUAGAGAGACUUGUUGCUCUCCACCCACCCCUGAUCUGUUCUAUAGUUUAAGGUCAUGAUUGUAAUAAUAUGUGGAAUAUUUCUAAAUAAAGUGGAUCACUCAUUUGUUGCAUGCUUUUUGUUUUAAAAAAAAUGGACACCUAAAGUCAAGCUGUUGAACUAGUAGUAAGGUUUAAAAAAAUAGUUCUAUAGCAAAUUUCAGGUGUCUGAUUUUUGAAAAUCAUGGUUACUAUCUUUAUGAAGAUUAGCUGACAGAAGUAGUUUUAUUUUAAAGCUCUGUUUGGCAUUUUAAAGAAUAAAAAUAUUUCCUUUUUGUUUGACUGGUACUCUAAAAUGUAUCAAAUCAAGCCCCUAAACAGCCCACAAGCAGAAAUCACGCUAUCAUUUAGGUACUGAAUCUCUUUUCACUACUAGAGGUCCUGGUGUUCUGAUUAUCAAAGAUUACUAGACCUAGAUAUAAAUACAUUCAAGGCUUUUCAGUUAGCAAUGCUACCGAGUUCAUAUUUUAAAACUAACUUGAUGAUGCAUUUUCAACUUUAUCAAGUAAGGAAAAUAAAAUUUAACAUUUAGUUCCUUCAGAAAUCAAGAAGGGGAAAACUGAUGGGGAAGAAGGAAGACUAGGAAAGAAACUGAGCUGGUGUGUUAUUUUUCAAAGUCUGUCUUUGCCCUUUCCAUCUGUGUAGCAGAGACUUGAGGAGGAGUUGGGUAGCAGUAGAAAGCUCUCCUUUGUAGCCUAACUUUCCAUGUGGGAAAAUGUUGCUGAGUGUCAAAAGCAUGACAUGAGCUGCUAAACAGCCAGGUCCUUAAUCUGUAAAUGAAACUGAAACUAGAUCUGUAGAUGAAAUUGUGUUAAGCAGUCAUACCCUUUAGUUCAAUUUCUGCUCCAGUGGAAACUGAACAGAGGUAUUCCUAGCCUGUGAUUUCAAAAUCUUACAAAAAGAUAGACUAAUUUAAACAGGUCAACCUUAAUCAUAAUUUUAAACUUCAGUGGGCAUGUGCCUAUGACAAAUCUUUCUUUAAAAGUUCUGAUGUUACACUGAAUUUCAGGAUGAGGGAUAUUAGUAUUCCCAUCGUUGUUGUUUGGGAAAUCUUUACUCACUGUUUUCCACUUAUUUUCUGAAAUGAACUUUUAUUUGUUGCUAGAGUAUGACUGUAGUUGUUGCUCAUUCUAGCUGUAUUUGCUGCUUAUUCUAGCAAAAGAAUUGGACCACUUUGCUAAUAUUUCUGCACUAUUGAUUUCUUCAAGUUUCUUCCAAAGAAACAACAAAUCUGCUAUAUGAACCUGCAAAACAGAAGGGCUCUGAAACGGGUGAAGCAAACUUAGAAAAGGCAUUUCCAUUAAGUGAUAUUUCUUUAGUCUUCAAAAACUAAUAUGUAAAUAGCAGAAAUGAGAGCCCUUAUUUCUUAUUACUCUCCCAAAUGCAUGGGAGGUGCUUGCAUUCAAAGAGAUAGGCCUGUAAGUUUGUUUAAAAACAAAAAUGAAACACACAGUUUUAAGUAGUAACUGAGAUGUCGUCCUCCAUACUAACAUCAGAAUUUGGAGACAAGUGUACUGACAGAGUAUUUUAGUGUUACGUGCAGAGAUUUCUUUUUGAAAUGGCAUUACCUGUACCUGUGCUUCUUGUCACUUUUAUUUUUGUAUUGGUAGCUAUCCAACUGAAAACUCCUAUUGAUGCACAGCAAAGUGCAUCCCAAAAUGAGAUACUUGUUGUGAUUUGGUUGUAAGAAUUAAAUUUUACCCAGACCCAGAGAUGAGAUGCCCAAACUAAAAUAAAAGCAUCAACACAAUUGUGUGGAUUACUUAAGUACGUUAAUAUACUAGGUACUGCUGCUGAAACAGGAGCCAUGGAUGAUCUGAAAAUAGCCAGAAUUUAGCUUUGUUAACCAUGCAAAUCCAGAACACUGAAAAUUCCUAUUUGUUAACCAUGAAGAGUCUACUAUCAAAGAAUCUUUCUGGAAAAGCAAAAUUUCUUUCUUGUGGCUAAUCUAAUGCAGGUUUUCUUUCAAAGACUUUGUGCUUUGAAAACUUGCAUAAUGCUCCAGAUAGUCACCCAUAUGGUUUCAUAAACUCCUUGAUAAGGCAACAUCUUUAUUUAUUUUUUUUAAAAAACUUUCUUUCUAAAGCUAUAAUACCUUUCAAAGAGUCAAAAAAAAAAAAAAUGCAAAACUUUAAGAAGUGAAUGACACUUUGGAAAAUGCACCUAAUUCAAGCCAUGUGAGUCAUUUUGAAGUUGGCUUUUCUGUUUGGGUGUGUAUUCUGUGCUUCUAUGACCAAAUUAAAAUGCAAUAUUCGGUACCAGUUAAUUUAAUGUGAAAUGCAGGAAGUCUCCUUGCUGCUUAGUGGGCAGUGUCCAAAGAUUAUAAAAGAUUUGCCUAUAUGUAAACUUUUAAGUUUCAGAUGUUAGGCAUUAUAAGUGCAUAAAGCAGUCUGUGCUAGUUACAGCACUGAUAGUUCUUUGAAGCAAAACUCACCAUCUACAAAGACUUCUGAAAACAUGGCUAAGUGUUUUUAAGUUUUUAUACUUAACUUUUUAGGAGGACAGCACAACUUGAUUCAUAUGGAAGCAUAGUUCAGUAGUGAUAAGAGCUUGGCAUAUCUCAGUGUUGUUCCAGAGAACUCCGGAAUUGCUGAAAAUAGAGUAGCUUUUUUUUUUUUUUUUUUUUCUAAUUGCACUCCAAAAUAAAAGGUUGAGCUUUGUGCAGUAAUAAGGGUUACCCAACAGAAGCAUUAAUGUUGCUACAGUACUGAGAGCUCAAUGUUUCUUGUAACAGUAGCUUUUGCUAUUGUAGUACUUCAUAACACAGGCUGAAUGAUGCAAGGGCUCUUACCUUGACUUCAGACAUUUUUAAAUCAUUGUAUUACUUUAUUUUCACCUUUUACAGUAUGAUUUGAAACAGUCAACAUGGACUUUUCACGCCUACACACGUACACCCCUCCCCAAUGUGUGCCAGAGAACACUGGCUAUACAUAUGCACUCAGUUCUAGUUAUUCUUCAGCUGCUUUGGAUUUUGAGACUGAACACAAAUUGGAUCCGGUAUUUGAUUCACCAAGAAUGUCACGGCGUAGUUUGCGGUUAGCUGCUGCAGGAUUUAAUAAAUCAGAUGCCCGAAGUGAUAUCCUUCAUGAUGGCUCUUACACUGGAAACAUGUCUUUUAGAGAACAGUCUAAGACAGUGAAGCAACGCAGAAGUAUGAAUAAACAAUCUGGCAUGGUGAGAGAGACACCAAGGAAAAAUCUGUCCAGCUCUUCUAUUUUUAGCCAAAGCAGUUUCAAUAGCCAUGCCAGUGAUACAUCAAUGGUAUCCACUGUAUUGGAUGAAUCUUUGAUUCGAGAGCAAACUGAAGUUGAUCAUUUCUGGGGUCUUGAUGAUGACGGUGACCCUAAAGGUAGUGAUACGACCCUGAUGCAGGGGAAUGGUGAUGUAGCAACAGCAGAAAUGCAGACUGCAGUGAUCAAUGGCUAUACUUGCAAUGACUGCAGCAUGCUUUCCGAACGGAAGGAGGUUCUUACAGCAUAUUCGGCUUCUCAUGUGCCAUCUUCCAGAAUUUACUCCAGGGACAGGAGCCAGAAACAUACAUCUAGAGGCACCUAUUUCUACACGAAUAAGAUUCUGCAAAUGGUCAAACAUGCUGUGGCAUCUUUUGCAUCCCUCUUAGUGCAUCUGUUUCAAAUGGUUCUGCUGAAGCUGGGUUAUGAAUUUAAAGCUCACUCGGAUUAUUGUGGAAGCAUGAAUGUAAAGGAGUUUUUCAGAGACAAUAGCCAUCUUGGUGUAAAUGAGGAAUCAAUAUGUGAUGACUGUAAGGGGAAGAAACAUCUUGAAACAUACACCACAGACCACAUGCAAUCCUCAUGGGCUAAAGGGGUAGCAAGGACCAUUUGGCACACCUUUUCUUAUGCAGGUUACUUUAUGGUUCACGUAUUGCAAACAGUGGGAGCAACUGGAUGGCUUGUGUCUCAGAAGGUGUUGUCUCUACUUUGGCUGCCCGUUUUUUCCUCAGGGAGGGCAGCUUCUGGCAUGUUCUGGUGGCUUAGAACUCGAUGGUCUCAACUUGUUACUCUGAUGUCUAUGCUCAGUGCAUUUCUUCUUAGAAAAUGCCUUCCAAAUAUUUUCAAGCUAUUACUGCUUCUCAUCCCACUGCUGUUUUUACUAGGUAUGUGGUCUUGGGGGUUUGAUCGCUUCAUUUUGUUACUGCCCUCAUUGAACUGGACAAAAAUUUACACAGUACAGAGAAUAGAUGACUCCGUUCAUAUUCUCAAACCACAGCCUGAUUCUUCUCAUUCUGUGCAACCUCCAAAGGGUACCAUAAAUAUCUUUGAUUCUGGUCGUAUAACUGAGCUGGAAAAGCAAAUGGCCUUCGUGUCUGAUAGAUGCCAUCACCAUGAUGAAGAAUAUAGCAAAGUGAUGCUUCUACUCCAGAACCUUCAAGAUCAAGUUGCCCAGAUGAAUGACAGAAGUGAAAUAUUGACAUUAAUAAAAAAUGUGAUGAGUCAGCAUCUCAAAGAUGUGAAAGAAGAGGAAAAGACUGACUUCCUGGCUUUACACCAAGAACACGAGAUGCGCCUCAAGACACUUGGAGACCUUCUUGGAAAACUCUCUGUUAAAUCUGAGGACAUCCAAAAGGAGCUUGACAUAGCCAAAGCAAAAACGAUACGAGAUGAUAAUGAACAUAAUCACCUUUUAUCGAAAGUUAAAAAGCUAGAACUAGAGUUGACUCAGAUGAAAUCAGAGCUGUUAAAUUGGCAAAGUGUGAAGACAAGCUGUGACAAAAUAGACGUCAUUCAUGAAAAAGUCGAUGCCCAGGUCAAAGAAUCCAUCAAGCUUAUGCUUUUCGGUGAUCGACAAGAAGACUUUCCAGAAUCGCUUCUUCAGUGGCUUGCAUCUAAUUUUGUGAGCAAAAGUGAUUUGCAGACUGUUCUGCGAGAUCUAGAGUUGCAGAUCCUCAAGAAUAUUACUCUCCAUAUGUCUUCUACAAACCAAAAACUAACAUCUGAAGUAGUAACAAAUGCUGUGAAUAAUGUAGGGGUUUCUGGAAUCACAGAAGCGCAAGCACGCAUUAUUGUAAACAAUGCACUGAAGCUCUAUUCUCAAGACAAGACUGGCAUGGUGGAUUUUGCCUUAGAAUCUGGAGGUGGCAGCAUUCUGAGUACUCGCUGCUCUGAAACCUAUGAGACUAAAACAGCAUUAAUUAGCCUCUUUGGAAUUCCUCUGUGGUACUUCUCUCAGUCUCCCAGAGUUGUGAUUCAGCCGGACAUGUAUCCAGGGAACUGCUGGGCUUUCAAAGGAUCACAGGGGUAUCUUGUAGUUAGACUUUCAAUGAAGAUCUACCCAACUGCCUUUACUGUGGAACAUAUACCAAAAACACUUUCACCAACAGGAAAUAUCACCAGUGCUCCUAAGAACUUUUCAGUAUAUGGUCUAGAUGAUGAAUAUCAAGAAGAAGGUGUACUUCUUGGACAUUACUUUUAUGAUCAAGGAGGAGAGCCACUGCAGAUGUUUCCAGUAAAGGAGAAAAAUGAAAACGUAUUCCAAAUAGUGGAACUGAGAAUUGUUUCUAAUUGGGGACAUGCAGAAUAUACAUGUCUUUAUCGGUUCAGAGUGCAUGGGAAACCAGCCGAAUAAUCUCCUACACUACAGCUUGGUUUUUUUCUCCUUAUUGUACAUUUUAUUUUCAAUUUGUAUAUACCGGAAAACCUAGAACACUGGAAUCUCUAAAGGAUGUGGAUAUGAGAUGUAUACUGCAGAAUUACUGAUCCUCUGAUAAAGGUGGAAGACUGUCAGCAGAACUGUAUUAACAUAACUCUUAUUCGCUCUGGUGCUCAGCUUGUAAUUGCCAGUUAGCUUUAUAUUUUUGUGUCCAUGCUGAGAAAAAUAUUGCAUGCAAACUGCUCUGGUUCAUAAAGCCCAGUUAGCAAACAGGUGAUAACCUAUUUUAUUACAAAUGAAUGUAUAGGCUUUUUUUAAAAGAAUAAAACACGUUUUCUGCAACUAGGAAUCUGUAAUUUUUUGUUUGUUUUGAAUCCAGGAUUCAAUUGCAUACUUCUGUUAGCUUGACACCGUAAGCCAGUAACUGUGGUACAUUUUAAACGCUGACUGUAGCUAGAGGUGUGCUUCACAUGACCCUCAUCUUUGACCUUUUUGGUGGAUCUGAAAGGGCUUAUUUAAUAAAUGUUAAAUACGGUAAAUAUUAUUGUCAGGGAUAGUUAAUACAACCAAAAUUAGUUUAAACACCAGCGAAAGUGCUUUACUGUAACUUGUGGUCAUGAGCUGAUCUAAAAGUCAGGGAUGGUUUUGCCUAAAUUUAUUUUAAGGGUUUUUACCAUAGCAACUCAGUCAACUUGUUUAAUUGCUGUAUACUAAUGUUUAUUAAGCAAUUUAGCAGACUUACUAGCUCCAAUCCAGCUAGUCAGUGCAUCAAGACUGAUUUGGAACCAGCACUGGAGAGAGGAACAAUCCUCAUUUGCCAGAAAUGAUCUAUUUUUGGGGACAAAUCUAUUAUGCUGGUUCAUUUUAUAGUCAAUAAAUUGUGCUAAUGCAACAUAUGAAAACAAGACUAUGAGGUAAACCUUACUAACCUGCAUUUACAAAAUAUUGCCAUAUUUAAGCAUUUUUAAUCAUUCCUAGAAGAUUGAGACAAAUAAGUACAUGAGUGAUUUGUUCUUGCAAGCAGUGUUUUCAUGUAGAGCUGAAUUGGGCCUUACGUUGAGUUAUAACUGCUUAUUGCUGCUCUCAGGAUUGCUACUUUGAAGUUCCCUUUUCAGCAGAGAUUCCCCAAAUGUACUUGUAUGCAGAAAUUUUAUCUUGCUGUUACAAUUAGUCAACUUAGUGCACAUGAACUGUUAACACACUGAACUGCUGACUGGUUUUCUGGAUAGAGUAACAUGUGUUGCACAACAGUCCUCGAAUGUUUAAACAAGUCUCCAUGUGAAGAAUACUUUCACUUGAGCUAGAGACAGAACCUAUGGCCUACGCAGAGGAGUUGGAUUUAACAUGUACAGGUGUUUUCAUAUUAUAGGUUACAUAUUUAAAAUUAGAAUUAUCCUGUAUAAAUUGAAAUUACGUGCUUGGGUUGGGCAUAUUUUGAAUAACACUAACUUAUUUUUAAAAAAGCAAGAUAGGACUUUGUGCAAUGUAUUUUUGUAAAUGCUUUUCAAAAUACAUCUCUGUUCUUUGCUGCCUAUAAACUGACAAGAUGCUAUUGAGAUGUUUAAAUAAAGAGUUUUAAUUUUUGAAA
Messenger RNA from Rhea pennata, 7920 nucleotides. RefSeq names its product Sad1 and UNC84 domain containing 1 (gene SUN1). Bases 3591 to 6308 code for a protein of 905 amino acids. The record is from RefSeq and is a predicted model, not a curated record. NCBI's taxonomy places the organism in Eukaryota, Metazoa, Chordata, Aves, Rheiformes, Rheidae. Gene Ontology annotation, molecular function: protein-membrane adaptor activity. The transcript has 22 exons. Gene Ontology annotation, cellular component: nuclear envelope; meiotic nuclear membrane microtubule tethering complex.